GACAAUAAAUUGUGCCGCGUCACAUAAGUGAGGAGUAACUGACGACCGAUGCGCUGCCUUCAAAAGAGCGUAUGGUAUGUUGAGGACAUGAAGUGAGGGCCCAACGAGGCCAAUAACAUCGCCCGGCCCUCUUCCUGCGCGGUUUUCAAGAUGUCACUCCGAUCCCUUUCACGUCAAUGCUUCCUAACCUCGGAUUUUAAUAUCCUUGGUUUUCUUCAUCACCUUUCUCAACUGCAAUAAUCCUCUCUAUUUGUUUGUCCUCAAUACUUAUACUCUUUCAAUACUUUCGCUUGACUGUUCUGUUUCUCCAUCAUCGUACCUGUAUGGCAAUUGCUUUGCCCAAUAUGCAUCCUACGCAAAAGGUCAUCACCGACACCAACAAGUCUCCCUUAAUACAGGUCUUGGCAUUGAUGUUUCUUGUCAUCUUCCUCUUGUCAUGCUCUGUCCGCAUAGGAACCAAGAUCCGUAUGAUCAAAACCCUGAGGGUCGAUGAUAUUCUUACCAUCGCCGCAACUGUCUUUGCAAUUGGGCAGUCAAUCGCUACGUUCAUAGCGUGUGAUAAUGGACUGGGGAAGCCAGCUAGUAGUCUGGACUCCAGCGAAAUCGUCAUAUUCUUCAAGAGCCAAUAUGCGGCCAACACCAUGUUCAUCACCUCCGUCUUCUGUUGCAAGCUAUCAUGCACAGUUGGUCUCCGGAUGAUGAGCCGAGAAAGCCAGAGAUGGAUUGUUCUUGGCUUUGAGGCCGUCGUUGGCGGGUGGGGAGCUUCUGCGCUUAUCAUCAAUCUUUUCCAGUGUGAACUACCUACGCCAUGGAUAUACACCAACGAUAAAAGAUGUAUCGACCGAACCGCUUUCUGGACUUAUUAUUCCAUCACGAAUAUCACCACGGAUAUUGGUAUCAUUAUUGUUUUUUGCGAAAACGUUCUGAAAAUCCAAAUACCAUGGUCUAAGAAGAUUUUAGUCAUGAGCGUUUUUGGCAGUCGAAUCCUUAUAACACCUGCAAUUGCGGUUCAAAUCUACCAUUCCAACAAGGCAUUCGCUUCCACCGAUUUCACCUUCGCGAACUGGGAAGCUGCUAUCGCUUUACAACUGGUCCAGUGCCUCUCCAUUGUCACUGUUUGCAUUCCCAGCUUUAGGCCCCUUUUCAACAGCCUGGAAUCCGGCCAGAUCCGUAUUGACGACCUUCGACGACAGGGCAAGUCUGGCAAUAGCAUCUACCCGAGCAAGGGGUCGCGAUAUAGUGGAUAUAGGUCAGGUCAAAUCAACCCUUCAGGCAUCAUAUCACGGACAAUGAGGUCAGCCGAGGAAGCAACUGUGACUGAAUCGCAACUUAGCACAGUGCACGAAUUGACUGACUUAUCCAAGUCAAUCGCCCGAGGAGCUAUAAAACUGACGAUGGAGCAGAAGGGGGAUACUUGGGACGAGCCAUGCCGCACCAGCCACUCAAGUGAAUUAAUACUCAUGCAGCAAAUAUGUUAAGUUAAGGUGCGACGAAUGCAUGAAGGUGCUUUUGAGCAAUGCUGGAGAGAAUCUCUCUUUUUCCGCUGAAGGAAUGCGGGAUUCUGGCUCUCACACAGGGAAAUAUCAUAGGCUAGCGUCAUAAGAGGAAGCUGUUUAGGCGACCGAGAAGGUUGGAUCCCAUUUCUUGCCAACAGCGAGAUCGAUUGAAAGGCUAAAGCGGGAAGAGAGAUUAAUUCAAUGUGACGCUAUGCAGGGGGCCACAAUCAGCAAUUUAUCAUGUAGAUGAACCAUUGCAGGGGUGCAUGUCAUAGAGACAGGGUUUGUACCCCAUUUGGCCCUUCCAAGUCACAGCCAGGCAGCCUUUCACUGCUUGUAGACGUAGUAGCACGGACAUGGCACGGAGGGUGAAGAGG
Messenger RNA from Fusarium redolens, 1873 nucleotides. RefSeq lists its product as uncharacterized. NCBI's taxonomy places the organism in Eukaryota, Fungi, Ascomycota, Sordariomycetes, Hypocreales, Nectriaceae. The transcript is spliced from 4 exons. The record is from RefSeq and is a predicted model, not a curated record. Bases 324 to 1478 code for a protein of 384 amino acids.